AUGACUACUCCGACCACUGUUAGCCACCAGGCCCUUGCUAGGGAAAUCCUACAGCGCGAGCUGGCUGUGGAGGUCUCUAACAUAAGCCACCUCGGUUAUAGCCGAAGCAACUUCGUCUAUAAAGUCGUUCUUUCAGAACCUACGAGAGAAGCUCACCAUGGCUCUCGCAAACCAGGAACUGUGGAAAUACCCAAAGAUACCACUCGUUUAAUUAUUCGAUUCUUUAAGCCGUUUGACACUUUCAAUGAGGGCGUGCGUGCUGAGAACAUAGUCGCCGCGAUGACGGUUGCUCGGUCAGCUAUGGCAGACUCAGCCCUACAUACCAUCGUUCCCCAAGUCUACGGCUGGAGUAGCGGCAAGGAAGAGCCAAGCGGAGAGGCAUGGGUUCUUGAAGAAUACAUAUCUGGAACGAACUUUGGUGAUGACUUCCACACUCUUCCUUCUCAUAAGCAACAUGCCAUUCUUGCUCAAUUCGCAGAAGUUGUCAAGGCCUUCCAAGAUUACAAUUUUCCCGAAACUGUUAAGGCUUUUGGAGGUUUGGCCUUUAACGCUGAUGGCAAUGUGUGUAGCUUCUCAAAACUCGCUACGACCCAGGAAGCCUUCGAAUUACCGCCUUGCUCGACUAUGGUCUUUCCAAAAUUUCCAUCUCAACUAGCCCAGGUUGGAGCGCUGCGGUCGUCAACAAUUGACGGGGCAGAUGCUUUCUCUCGGGUUCAUUGGUUGAUCCAGGACCUCGUGCCGUGGCACUUGUUUGACCCUACUAUCCUAGAGAUUCAGACUCCCGAGCAGCUAGAAGAAGCUCGCAAGGAAGUUGAGAUAACGCUGGGAAAGUACCUGGAUAGUUGGGGAUUCUAG
This is a messenger RNA of Aspergillus caelatus, 855 nucleotides long. RefSeq lists its product as uncharacterized. NCBI's taxonomy places the organism in Eukaryota, Fungi, Ascomycota, Eurotiomycetes, Eurotiales, Aspergillaceae. The coding region runs from base 1 to 855 and encodes 284 amino acids. The record is from RefSeq and is a predicted model, not a curated record. The transcript has 3 exons.